Eucalyptus grandis is the source of this 450-nucleotide messenger RNA. Its product is annotated as heterogeneous nuclear ribonucleoprotein L. The record is from RefSeq and is a predicted model, not a curated record. NCBI's taxonomy places the organism in Eukaryota, Viridiplantae, Streptophyta, Magnoliopsida, Myrtales, Myrtaceae. Bases 1 to 450 code for a protein of 149 amino acids. The transcript has a single exon.
AUGAACCCCGUCGACGCCGUCGCGCCUCCGCCCGUGAAGUCCGAUCGUUACAGGACCCUCACCCGCGCCCUCCUCCGCAGGAGCCGCCGCCGCACGAAGCGGAGGUUGCUGCGGUCCGCCGGCGGCCCCGGAGAGGGAGAUGACGGCGCGCUUUACGGUGACGGCGUCGGGGACGGCCGUUCGUUCGGCGGCGGCGGGGGCGGAGGUGGUGGUGGUCAGGGGUGGAAUUUCGACGGGUUCGGGGGGCAAAGCUGGGACGACUCGUCGCGGUGGCCGUGCUGGGGUUCCGGCUUUGCGUUCGAUUUCAUCUAUGAGGUGAUUUAUUGGAUCGCGCUCUCGAAGUGCACGCACUUCGCGUUCAAGAGGGUGGCGAGGAUCGUGGCGGAGACGAUGAUUGGCAACGUGCGGCCAGAGAAGGUUCCGGUGAGAUUGACGACGGCCAUGUGCUGA